UUAGAAAAAAGUUAAAUUCUGAGAACAAAAGUGGUUAUGCGCAAGAAUAAGCUGAUGAUGGCCACAUUCCGUUGAGGCCUGACCCACUUAAUAACCAAAUAAAGAGCCAUCCCAAUCAGUCAAGGUGAAUUCACAGUGGAGGAGUGUGUGUGUGUGUGUGUGUGUGUGUGUGUGUGUGCAGAGAUUCAGCCCUGGCGGGAUUCUUCAGCUGGGCCCCAUGUCUCCUGUGAACACGCCCCAGAUAGAUGAGCCAGAUAUAUAGCCAAGACCUGCGGGUAGCAGAGGAACUGUGAGAAAGAGAUAAUCGCACUUGCUCACCCCAAGGGUUACCUGUAACACCCUCGCAAUGACAAGAGGGCCCAGCGAAAGGGGGCCACGUAACAGGAGUUUGGAUGACACCCUAGCCGGCAAUUUAUAAAGAAAAAAGAUUCCCGAGCGUGCGCUAUUUUUUGAUGCUUUUCGUCAUUUUGGAGUUCCUUUGGAGUUACCUGGGAUCGCUGUGAUCGAUCGGAGAAUAAGCGAACCGAGUGAUUCAUCAGCUCUACUGAUCGGUGCAUGAAACUGAGAGCGGGGCCGCAAUGAGUCGGAGAACAAGACGCUGGAUUUUAAGAGUUUUACUUUGUCUGGGAAUUGUUUAUUUGAAAAUUGGUGGCUUUUCGUCGGUGGUGGCCCUAGGUGCGAGCAUAAUCUGUAACAAGAUCCCCGGUUUGGCCCCCAGACAACGGAUUAUCUGCCAGAGUCGCCCCGAUGCCAUUAUCGUCAUCGGAGAGGGAGUCCAAAUGGGCAUCAACGAGUGUCAGUUUCAGUUCAAAAACGGGCGCUGGAACUGCUCUGCGCUUGGAGAGAGGACAGUCUUCGGAAAAGAGUUGAAAGUGGGCAGUAAAGAGGCGGCGUUCACCUACGCCAUCAUUGCGGCAGGGGUGGCCCACGCCAUCACAGCCGCCUGUACGCAGGGUAACCUGAGUGACUGUAGCUGUGAUAAGGAGAAGCAGGGUUUCUACAGUAAAGACCAAGGCUGGAAGUGGGGAGGCUGCUCGGCAGACAUCAGCUACGGCCUGCGCUUCUCCCAAGUAUUCAUCGACGCUCGGGAGGUCAAACAGAAUGCAAGGACGCUCAUGAACCUGCAUAAUAACGAUGUGGGACGCAAGAUCCUGGAGAAGAGCAUGCGAUUGGAAUGCAAGUGUCACGGUGUCUCAGGCUCCUGCACUACCAAAACCUGCUGGACUACACUUCCCAAGUUCCGCGAGCUCGGCUACAUUCUCAAGGAGAAGUAUGCCCAUGCGGUGCACGUGGAGCCAAUCAAAGCCAGCCGCAACAAGCGCCCGAAAUUCCUCAAGAUCAAGAAGCCUUACUCGUACCGGAAGCCCAUGGAUACAGACCUGGUGUACUUAGACAAGUCGCCUAACUACUGCGAGGCGGACCUUCUGACGGGGAGCUUGGGGACGCAGGGCCGGGUGUGCAACAAGACAAUGAUGCAGCACAUCAGCGGCUGUGACUUGAUGUGCUGCGGCCGGGGAUACAACACACACCAGUACUCCCGCGUCUGGCAGUGCAACUGCAAGUUCCUGUGGUGCUGCUACGUUAAAUGCAACACCUGCAGCGAGAGGACAGAGGUGUACACAUGCAAAUGAGAAUAUUUAUUGGAUGAUGUGUGUGUGUGAUGAUGCAUGUGAACGUACAGGAUGAUGUCUUUGUGUUUUCAUGGACAUACUGGAACAUUUAAACUUUACAGGAAGGCUGUUAUUGCAGUCUUUUCAUACAUAAUGAGGAACUACUGUACGUCUUGAUUCUUUUGCACACAAAGCUCUUCACCCCUCGUCUUUAAAGGACUGUUGUGCUUGUUGGGGCGCAAUGUUGAAAAAAAAAGUGUCAAGGGAAAAACUGGACCCUGGCAUGUGGGACUGGGUGCCCACAGUGUGAGCCAGUGAUGCAAAAACAAAAAAAUUUCAAGACUUUUAAGCUAUAUGGACAUUUAGGAAAUGGACUUUGCCAAUGCAAAUGAAUUAUGGUGGAUGUGAUUGCUGGGCAGGACACACUGCUGUAGUUCUCACUCUGUGCACAGAUGAAAUGACACAGCCAUUUGGAAUAUUUAACAUACUGUAUUUAGAGAAUGAAAAUAAUUAAUAUUAAUUUAUUCUAUUAAGAAAAACUACUGAUUUUGUCCGUUAUGGAUCAAAAAUAACUAAAUGUUGGGAGGUUUUUUUUUAGUUUAUUAAAGCAAUCAAAAGUUGUCCACACACUUGUUAACACACUGGAUUUGCCUGGAAUAAUAUGUAAUAGAAUAAUGUUCCAAGAUGAAACUGCUGUAGGCUACUCACGUUGACCUUCUGACCCUCUCAUGAGUUUGUCUUCCCUCUGUUUGCUGCUAGUCUAGAAAAUCCCACUUGUUGAGGUCGAAGGCUGUACGCUCUACUGACUGUCUUCAAUGGCAUUGCUUACUUCAAGCUGAUUUAGCUUAACAGGACUUACUUACUUACUUACUGAUCAAAAACACAGGCACAUUUUCCACUUUUGGUAAAUAUUGGUUCAUAGAGUAUAUUUUGUAAAAGCCUAUUUUUAUAUGAAUGUCUUAUUUAUAUCUUUUGCAUAUUCAAUGUUAAGUUCUGACUCUGAUUCCUGUUUUUAAAUCCCUGUGAACGAAAAGCUGAUAUAUGUAAGUUGGCCCCUGCUGUCACUGCCAUAGUUGUAUAUUGUAAGUGAUAGAAACUGUUUAUGUGUCUGUGUUCAAACGUCUGUGUUUACUGCAUUUCAUGACUACUACUGAUGGAAUACAGGAACAGAA
This is a messenger RNA of Centropristis striata (black sea bass), 2782 nucleotides long. It is a transcript of the gene wnt7ab, whose product is annotated as protein Wnt-7a. NCBI's taxonomy places the organism in Eukaryota, Metazoa, Chordata, Actinopteri, Perciformes, Serranidae. The record is from RefSeq and is a predicted model, not a curated record. Gene Ontology annotation, molecular function: cytokine activity; frizzled binding. The coding region runs from base 579 to 1631 and encodes 350 amino acids. Gene Ontology annotation, biological process: multicellular organism development; canonical Wnt signaling pathway; neuron differentiation. Gene Ontology annotation, cellular component: extracellular region. The transcript is spliced from 4 exons.